Candidozyma haemuli is the source of this 561-nucleotide messenger RNA. RefSeq lists its product as uncharacterized. Gene Ontology annotation, cellular component: inositol phosphoceramide synthase complex; Golgi membrane. Gene Ontology annotation, molecular function: inositol phosphoceramide synthase regulator activity. NCBI's taxonomy places the organism in Eukaryota, Fungi, Ascomycota, Pichiomycetes, Serinales, Metschnikowiaceae. Gene Ontology annotation, biological process: inositol phosphoceramide metabolic process. The record is from RefSeq and is a predicted model, not a curated record. The coding region runs from base 1 to 561 and encodes 186 amino acids. The transcript has 2 exons.
AUGUGGCUUUUCAACUUGUUGUCGUUCCUUACGCUCCCGUUCUACAUCUCAGGCUUGUCUAACAUUCUCAACAGAGCCAACAACGUGAGAAAAACAAGUUUGGCUUGUGUGAUUUACUUGAUUGACACUUUCUUUGGUCUCAUUUUCACUGCCUACUUUGUUCAUUUCUGGUUUAGCAGAGAAGACAACAACCCAACGAGCUACGGUGGUAACGCUGCCGCCACAGGUGCCUCGGCAGUUGACUCCUAUAGCGCAUACGUUCGUCGGUCCGCUGAUGCAACAGAAGACACUUUGUCACAGUCUGCUUCUCCUCAAAGAGAGCUUUUCUUGACUGUGAGCGGCAUCAUCGUGACCAACGCCUUCCGCUUAUACUUUGCAUUGGUCUUCCUUUCAUUCACCAAGCAACUUUUGAAACAGUCUGCCCUUAAUCAAAAGUACUAUGGUGCUGAUUCCUUGGGAGAAGAAGUCUUGCAUCCUACCAGUUUUGUGGGAAGAAUCAAGAAGUUCGUUUACGACCUUGAAAUGAGAGCCAAACAUUUCAUGACUGAGUUCUUGAACUAA